Messenger RNA from Cuscuta europaea, 1713 nucleotides. The record is from the annotation of a GenBank genome assembly. Lineage: Eukaryota; Viridiplantae; Streptophyta; Magnoliopsida; Solanales; Convolvulaceae.
CGAAGACUGAAGAGUAAACGGCGCCGUUAACCGUUUGCUUUUCUUCCCGUUACCUUGUCCUCCAAGAUCUCUACAGCUAGAAAAGCGAGACUGCAAAUCGCAGAGCCAGAGAUCGGAAGAAACUGAGAUCAAACAGCUAUGGCUAGAUACGAUAGAGCAAUCACCGUUUUCUCUCCCGACGGCCAUCUUUUCCAGGUGGAGUACGCCUUGGAAGCCGUACGAAAGGGUAACGCUGCUGUCGGGGUCCGAGGUACUGAUACUGUCGUCCUCGGCGUCGAGAAGAAAUCCACUCCCAAAUUACAAGAUUCCAGAUCUGUAAGAAAGAUUGUGAGUCUAGACAAUCACAUUGCAUUGGCUUGUGCUGGACUCAAAGCAGAUGCACGUGUUCUAGUAAAUAGGGCACGGAUUGAGUGCCAGAGCCACAGGCUCACUGUGGAAGACCCUGUAACUGUUGAGUACAUAACUCGCUAUAUCGCUGGACUUCAGCAAAAGUACACCCAAAGUGGUGGUGUGAGACCGUUCGGUCUUUCCACCUUGAUUGUUGGUUUUGACCCAUACACAGGUGUCCCGUCUCUUUACCAGACAGAUCCAUCUGGAACAUUUUCAUCAUGGAAGGCCAAUGCAACAGGGAGGAACUCCAACUCAAUUCGGGAGUUUCUGGAGAAGAACUAUAAGGAUACAUCUGGCCAGGAAACUGUGAAGCUAGCCAUUCGUGCUUUGCUCGAAGUGGUUGAAAGCGGUGGAAGGAACAUAGAAGUAGGUGUGAUGACAAAGGAGCAUGGACUGAGACAACUAGAGGAAGCAGAAAUUGAUGGCAUUGUGGCUGAGAUUGAGGCUGAGAAAGCAGCUGCGGAAGCUGCCAAGAAGGCUGGUCCUUCAAACCAAACCUAAGCUCUACCUACUUUCCAUUCAAUCUUUCCUUCCAAAUACCUCAGAGAUUUGUGAUUUGCUUCAAUCGCUCUCUGCCUUUCACCAUGGCUGGACUUCUCAAGUGCGAAGGAAGCUUCAUUCCGACCUGGAGUAAUAUUCUAUUUUAUAUGCUUCAAUAUCUCAAAUUGGCCGGUUUAGUCAAAUUGCACGAGGGGGGAAAAUCGAAAACAUUCAAAACUUCCUAGUUUUGAAAUUCCUGUAAAUGGAAGAAAGACAACGUGAAUGAUAAUUCCAUUUCCUUGAAUGAAAAGUGGCAAGACUUUAAGCUACAACCAAAUUACAAAAGGAAAUUACCCAAAAUAGGAGCAAAUGACAUUUGGAAUUCCAAAAAUAGAACUAGUAUGUUUUUCUUUCCGAAAUAGAAGUUAUUACUGUCAUGUAUGAAAAAUAUUGUCAUGGCUACAAGAUGACAGUAAAUACUGCAACUAUUUGGCAGUCACGGUUACAAGAUGACAGUAAAUAUUCAGUAAUAAAUAUUGUCAUGGAGUAAUAAAUAAUGUUAAAUGCAUUGUACUGCAACUAUUUGGCAGUCACGGCUACAAGAUGACAGUAAAUACUCAGUAAAUACUGUCAUGUUAGUCCCAUUUCGGGAAUAAAAACAAAGUAGUCAUAUUUUGGAAUUUCAAAUUUCAUUUACUCAUAUUUCGGGAAAUCUCCCAAUUACAAAUCUAAAAUCUACUCUUUUUCUUGAAAAACUUGUUCUUUUCUUUCCCCAGUUUAAGGAAAUCUUACUACGUUUCUUUGAGGGAUUCGUGUGAACUAUGCCUUGUUUUUUGAAGUGUC